AGAUCCGGCAGAGGUUCAGCUGGAGUGAGAACAGGGGUCGGUGUUGCGGGCUGGGAUCUUGAUAAAACCAGGAAACAUGAUUUCAGAAGGAGGUUCGUUUAUGCGUGGCAUGUUGAUAGGAGGAGGCUUCUGUGUAGUCAUCACGCUUCUGGGACAUAUUAAAGUUGGACAUGAACAUGGUAUCUCCCAUGAACAUCAUCACAUUCAGGCACCAGAUAAGGAGCAAGUUAAGAAGCUGUCGGAAGCGGAACGUGUGGAACUCAGCCAGAGCAUGCGUGUGUAUUGUAUAAUCCUUGUAAGGCCAAAAGACUUAAGUCAAUGGGCUGCUGUCCGUGAAACCUGGAGCAAACACUGUGACAAAGCUGACUACUACAGCUCGGAACCAAUGAAAGUGUUUGACUCCAUUUCUGUCGACACCAAUGACAUGUGGACGAUGAUGAGAAGAGCCAUCCAGAAGGCCUAUGAGAACAACAAGAACGAGUACAACUGGUUCUUUAUAUGCACGCCUUCCACCUUUGCAGUGAUCGAAAACCUGAAAUAUUUCCUACUCCAAAAAGAUCCUUCUCAGCCAUUUUACAUCGGCCACACUAUGAAAUCCGGAGACUUGGACUACGUUGAUAUCACUGGCGGAAUAGUAUUGAGCAUUGAGUCGCUGAAUCGCCUUUCCGCCGUUUUCGAGGAGCCGGAGAAAUGCCCCGAGCAGGGCGGCUUGAUAUUUAAGAUGGCCGAGGAUAAGCAGCUGGCGAUGUGUCUCAAAUACAAGGGAGUCUCGGCAGAGAAUGCAGAAGACUCCGAAGGUAAAGAUGUCUUCAACACGAAAUCUGUUGGCUCGCUCAUUCAAGAAGCCAUGGCCAAAAAUCCCCAGAAAGUGGUGGAAGGAUGUUGCUCAGACAUGGCAAUCACUUUCAGUGGUAUAUCCCCCAACGUCAUGCACGUCAUGAUGUACGGCGUAUACAGACUGAGAGCAUACGGACACACUUUCAAUGAUGCUCUAGUUUUUCUACCCAAACCUGACUCUGACAACGAUUGAUGUUUGGGAAUCAUGGCCGUCAUCACUUCCCGCUGAGAUUUUUUUCACACAAAAAAAAAAA
Messenger RNA from Xenopus laevis (African clawed frog), 1091 nucleotides. RefSeq names its product C1GALT1 specific chaperone 1 L homeolog (gene c1galt1c1.L). The record is from RefSeq and is marked provisional. Gene Ontology annotation, molecular function: N-acetylgalactosaminide beta-1,3-galactosyltransferase activity. Gene Ontology annotation, biological process: protein O-linked glycosylation. Lineage: Eukaryota; Metazoa; Chordata; Amphibia; Anura; Pipidae. Gene Ontology annotation, cellular component: membrane.